Messenger RNA from Limanda limanda (common dab), 504 nucleotides. RefSeq names its product calcium binding protein 2b (gene cabp2b). The record is from RefSeq and is a predicted model, not a curated record. NCBI's taxonomy places the organism in Eukaryota, Metazoa, Chordata, Actinopteri, Pleuronectiformes, Pleuronectidae. Gene Ontology annotation, molecular function: calcium ion binding. The coding region runs from base 1 to 504 and encodes 167 amino acids. The transcript has 6 exons.
AUGGGCAACUGCACCAAACCAUCCAUGAAAGAUAAAAUGAAGAAGGACCGAGAGCUGAGACCAGAGGAGAUCGAUGAGCUGCGUGAGGCGUUUGCGGAGUAUGACAAGAAAAAAAAGGGCUACAUCAGUCAUCAAGACCUGGGCGAGUGCAUGAGGGCCAUGGGAUACAUGCCCACAGAGAUGGAGCUCAUCGAGCUGAGCCAGAUCUGUGAGUGGAAGAGUGGGUGUAAAGUGGACUUUGAAGACUUUGUGGAGCUGAUGGGACCUAAGAUGCUGGCAGAGACCGCCGACAUGAUUGGAGUCAAGGAAUUGCGAGAUGCAUUCAGAGAAUUCGACUCUAACGGUGACGGCCAGAUCAGUUUACUGGAGCUGCGUGAGGCCAUGAAGAAGCUGAUGGGAGAACAGGUGACCAACCGAGAGAUCAACGAGAUCCUCCAAGACGUCGACCUCAACGGAGACGGUCUGGUGGACUUUGAGGAGUUUGUGCGAAUGAUGUCCCGCUGA